Messenger RNA from Camarhynchus parvulus, 2262 nucleotides. Its product is annotated as potassium voltage-gated channel subfamily A member 6-like. The transcript has 2 exons. NCBI's taxonomy places the organism in Eukaryota, Metazoa, Chordata, Aves, Passeriformes, Thraupidae. Gene Ontology annotation, biological process: potassium ion transmembrane transport; protein homooligomerization. The record is from RefSeq and is a predicted model, not a curated record. The coding region runs from base 1 to 1668 and encodes 555 amino acids. Gene Ontology annotation, cellular component: membrane; voltage-gated potassium channel complex. Gene Ontology annotation, molecular function: protein binding; delayed rectifier potassium channel activity.
AUGUGGGAGCACCUCGGCUGCCUGGAGCACGGCUCGCCCAGGCGAGCGGGGCGAGGCGGAGGGGCAGGGAAGGGCAGGCGAGGAAGGGUAGCGCCGGGCAGAGCGGGCGGGAUGCGGGCGGAGGAGCCGCUGGCGCUGGCGGCCCCGCGGGCGGGCGGAGAGGCUGAGGCGGAGGCGCCGGGCGAGGAGCGGAGCGGCGGCAGCUGCUGCAGCAGCGAGCGCCUGGUGAUCAACAUCUCGGGGCUGCGCUUCGAGACGCAGCUGCGGACCCUCUCCAUCUUCCCUGACACGCUGCUGGGCGACCCCAGCCGCCGGGUGCGCUACUUCGACCCGCUCCGCAACGAGUACUUCUUCGACCGCAACAGACCCAGCUUCGACGCCAUCCUCUACUACUACCAGUCCGGGGGGCGGCUCCGCCGGCCGGUCCAUGUGCCCCUCGACAUCUUCCUGGAGGAGAUCCGCUUCUACCAGCUGGGCCAGGAGGCUAUCGAGACAUUCCGGGAGGACGAGGGCUUCAUCCCAGAGGAGGAGAAGCCCCUGCCGCAGCACCACUUCCAACGCCAGGUCUGGCUGCUCUUUGAGUACCCCGAGAGCUCCGGGCCAGCCCGGGCCAUCGCCAUCGUCUCCGUGCUGGUCAUCCUCAUUUCUAUCGUCAUCUUCUGCCUGGAGACCCUGCCCGAGUUCCGCCAGGAGCCCAAGGGACCCCAGCCUGGCUUCGGGGAGGCUGCGCCUCUCGGGGACGAGGCGCUGCUGCUGCCGCCGCUGCCACCGCCGAGCGGGACCCCCCCGCCCCUGCGCCCCGCCACCGGUUCCGGCCCAUUCUUCACAGACCCCUUCUUCCUCAUCGAGACCCUGUGCAUCAUCUGGUUCUCCUUUGAGCUCCUCGUGCGCUUCUUUGCCUGCCCCAGCAAGCCUGAGUUCUCCCGCAACAUCAUGAACAUCAUUGAUAUCGUGGCCAUCAUCCCCUACUUCAUCACCCUGGGCACCGAGCUGGCCCAGCAGCAGCAGCAGAAGCAGCAGCCCGGGAGCAGCAGCAACAAUGGGGGCCAGCAGCAAGCCAUGUCCCUGGCCAUCCUGAGAGUCAUCCGCCUGGUCAGAGUCUUCAGGAUCUUCAAGCUCUCCAGGCACUCCAAGGGGCUGCAGAUCUUAGGGAAGACUCUCCAGGCCAGCAUGAGGGAGCUGGGCCUCCUCAUCUUCUUCCUCUUCAUCGGGGUGAUCCUCUUCUCCAGCGCUGUCUACUUUGCAGAGACUGAUGACCCUGACUCGCUGUUCACCAGCAUCCCUGAUGCUUUCUGGUGGGCAGUGGUGUCCAUGACCACCGUGGGCUAUGGGGACAUGUAUCCCAUGACCAUUGGUGGCAAGAUUGUGGGCUCCUUGUGUGCCAUCGCUGGUGUGCUGACAAUUGCCCUGCCUGUCCCUGUCAUUGUGUCCAACUUCAACUACUUCUACCACCGAGAGACUGACCAUGAGGAGCAGUGCCAGUACACCCACGUCACCUGUGGCCAGCAACAGUCACCUUUCUCUGAGCCCAAGAAAGGGGACAGUAAUCAGUCCCUCAGCAAAUCUGAAUUCCUGGAAGCAGAAGACCUGGAGUCCAUGAAAUAUUCCAACUUCAUUCCUCCCAAUAACCAGGGAUAUAAAGAGAAGAAAAUGCUGACAGAGGUGUGAUGGGUUUUGUUGUCCUGGGUCCAGACACAGAGCUGCAAGCUGCUGUUACAGUUGUCUUCCUACAAGCAGCUGGAUCUAUUCAGCAUUUACAUGCCAGACUGUGAAUUGUGAUACUGUAAACAGAAUGAUUGUGAUAAUGGGCUCUUCUGGCCUGAUUUGCUGUUUCUCAUUACUGUGUGCAGCCAGAAAUGUUCUUGCUUUAUUCUGCGGAGUGCUAGCUGUCAUCCCCACUCCCUUAUGCAUUUCUUUCUCUGCUUUCAAUGACUGCUUUAAUCCAACAUUUGCUCCAAGACCAAGUCUUGUAACUCCACCAGCAGAGAAGUCCUUGCCACUACUUCAGCAGAGUAAACAGUUAAAGGGGCUACAAACAUCUGGCUCGAUCCAUGCUUUCAGUCCCUGUGCCAGCACGGUGCCCUUGGCUAUGGAAUCAGGCACGCCUGCCAUGCCAUUGCCUUUGAAUAAUGGAAACGCUGCAGCCAGGAUCACAGGGAGCGCUGCAGCUGUAGGGGAAAGCCAGCAAGCAGAUGCCUGCCUUCUUUGCAACCCUUGGCAUGCUAAAACAUCCUCCUGGUUUGUGUUUAAAAAAAAAAAAAA